AUGAUAUUAAGUAAUAAGGAAUGUUACAUAUUGCUCUUUCUUUUGCAGUGGAAUCUGGUAUGUGAUGAUGACUGGAAAACCCCCCUGACUACCUCCUUGUUUUUUGUGGGGGUGCUUAUUGGAUCCUUUAUAUCAGGACAGCUCUCAGACAGGUUUGGCAGGAAGAGUAUUCUCUUUGCAACCAUGGCAGUGCAGACUGGCUUCAGUUUUGUGCAGAUCUUCUCUACCAGCUGGGAGAUGUUCACAGUGCUGUUUCUUAUAGUUGGCAUGGGACAGAUCUCGAACUACGUGGUGGCCUUCAUUCUGGGCACAGAAAUUCUUGGCAAAUCAGUUCGUAUUAUAUUCUCUACAUUAGGAGUUUGCAUAUUUUUUGCAAUUGGCUACAUGUUGCUGCCACUAUUUGCUUACUUCAUCAGAGACUGGCGGAUGCUGCUUCUGGCUCUUACUGUACCUGGGGUGCUCUGCGUUCCACUGUGGUGGGUCAUUCCUGAAUCUCCCCGGUGGCUGAUCUCUCAGGGAAGAUUUAAAGAGGCAGAAAUCAUCAUCCGAAAGGCUGCAAAAACAAAUGGCAUUGUAGCCCCAGCUAUGCUGUUUGACUCCACAGAGAUGCAGGAUAUGAAGCUUCAGCAGCAGCAGAAGGCAUACAUUUUGGACUUGUUCAGAACCCGAAACAUUGCAGUUAUCACUGUUAUGUCAUUGUUGUUGUGGAUGUUAACAUCAAUUGGUUACUUUGGACUGUCACUCAACACUCCCAACUUGCAUGGAAAUGCCUACGUCAAUUGCUUCCUCUCAGCCAUUAUUGAAGUUCCGGCUUAUGUGAUUGCCUGGCUGCUCCUCCGAACCUUACCUCGGCGGUAUUCCAUAUCUGGCACCUUGUUCUUAGGAGGAGGGGUUAUUCUCUUCAUUCAGCUGGUGCCUACAGACUUUCACAUCCUGUCUGUCUUCCUGGUGAUGCUGGGGAAGUUUGGGAUCACAUCCGCAUUCUCAAUGCUUUAUGUCUACACUUCUGAGCUCUACCCAACAAUAGUAAGAAACAUGGCAGUUGGAGCUACUUCCAUGUCUUCCAGGGUGGGCAGCAUCAUCGCUCCUUACUUUGUUUACCUUGGUGCCUAUGACAGAUUCCUGCCUUACAUUCUCAUGGGAAGCCUGACUGUGCUGAUAGGGAUCCUUACCCUGUUUCUCCCAGAAAGCUAUGGAAAUCCUCUCCCUGAGACCUUUGAUCAGAUGCUAAGAGUAAAAGGAUUCAGAAACAGACAACACACCAACCAUGUAAGGAGUUCAAAGGCGAUUGAAGACUCCAAGACUCAGAUAACAACGCUAUGAUAAGGCUCUGUAUCUCCUGAUGGGCUGGAAAAAGAACAAGUACUGCUCAAUGUAUUUCCUACCAGAAAAAAACCUGGGGUCAAAACUACUGGUGCCGCAUAGUUAUGAACCUACAGUCUACAGUACUAUUGUACUAAAUAUAGUGCUGUGAAGAUGCCAUCUACUUCCAUAGGAUUCCCCAUAAUUUAUCCUCAGUGACCUGAUUUUCAGAGGUUUUGAUCAGCUGUAGCUUCUGUUUAAGUAGGAAGCUAUGAGUGCUCAGCACCCUUUGAAAAUCAGGUUAUAAGAGAGCAUUAGGAGCAGUCACAGCACUGACUCAAUGGAAUCUUGCACUCAGAAGCUGCUUAAACGUGAAUUGAAAUACCAAAGUCAAAAAUUAGUUCAAGAUUCUAACACCGGUAUUUUCAAAUGAGAACUAUUUCAAAGUCUUAAUGCUUAAAUGAACAUUAAAAAAAAAGUUAGAACAAUAUUAGAUGAAGAGUCAAAUGACAGCGCUGCUUACAGUGCAAUACACUUUAUACUUAUGCUGUUAGUUCCUGCACUACAGGCUUUCAAACAAAUACUGUGCUAGAAGAAAACAGUGUUAUAAUGCUUUCUUAGCAAAAAAGAUAUUUUAGUUGCAUAUCUACUUUCUGGCCAAAUGAAAUCUGUCUAGCCUGCCGGACUGAUGAUGGCUAAUCAUUAUUCAGAAGGUGACAUUCCCCUACUGUGCAGAGGACCAGCAAAAGGAGUAUGUACCAGUUAAGCCUCAGUCUGAAAGCUUAAGGGGGAUUUGAGUGCUGUGUUUGUCUUGUGCUGGCCCUCGGCACAGGAGUGAAUUUCACCUUAGUAAGCUUAAACAAAGAGAGAAACUUCAUAACCUCUCACCUACUUAAAUUGUGUAACUGGCAUGCACUACCAUCUGGGCUUCAUGAAUAUUUUUUUUGCUUUCAUGUUGAAGCCAGUUGUGGCUGAGACACAAGUAAUGGUAGAACGACAGUCGUUUAUGAAACUGAAUCUAUCAGGCAAAGGUAUUCAAACGGAAAUUAAAUUGAAGUGCAACAGACUAUUUGUUUCAGGCUUAAAGACUCUGGCUUUGAAAAUCAAACCUUUCUUUUGCAUAAAUGGUUUUGCCAUAUUGAUAAUGUAGCGCAAGGCAGCCAUUGUCCUGGGCCAAGGUUCUGUUCCGUUGCUGCUAUCUCAUCUCUUUUCAAACAGAGUUUUCUUCAUAAGGCAUUUGCAAUAUUUAAAGAUUUGAUAUAGCUGAUUUUU
Molecule: messenger RNA, 2574 nt
Organism: Terrapene triunguis (Three-toed box turtle)
Lineage: Eukaryota; Metazoa; Chordata; Testudines; Emydidae
Product: solute carrier family 22 member 4-like
Exons: 9
Coding region: 1-1323 (440 amino acids)
Biological process (GO): transmembrane transport
Cellular component (GO): membrane
Molecular function (GO): transmembrane transporter activity
Source: RefSeq, a predicted model, not a curated record